AGGAAGGAGGUGUGAGAUGAGACAUGCUUCCUCCAGUAAAGAGAGAGCAGAACCAUUUACCUUCCAGAGAAGGCAGAGAGAAGAGGGAGCCACAAAAUCCAUAGCCUGCUAUGCAGUAUUUAGCAUACGGACCAGUCACACUUUCCAAUGAACUGGUCAGGGUUUUUGAAACCAUGAUUAUUUCGGUAUACCCCUAUCCAGCAAAACUUGUGAGAUAGGAAGAGAUCAUGGGGACUUACUGUUCUGAGCUCAGUUGAAAAUGUCUGUCUCUGAAAGCCUGGCAUAAAGAUCUCCAGACAGCUAUCUGAUCACAGAACAGGAUUUAUGCCUAACUGCAGUGACACAGCAAUGAUAUCUUCUUCUGUGCUAAUGGAUGGAGGAGAUGAAGUGGAGUGCAGUAUUUUAAGAUUUCCAGAUCUGGACUUGAAAGAUCCUCUUCCUUUGACAGCCAAAAGCAAUCUCAAAGCGGAAUCAGAUACCAGUGUCAGAAAGAAGUAUGCAUUUGCAAAGAAGAAGGCAUUUGCCCUCUUUGUCAAAGCAAAGGAAGUGCAUGUCACAGCUAGCUGCCCUCCAGCUAUGUGCAGAGCGGGACUGGGGUGGAAAUGCUGCAGACAAACCUUUAACGACCUCACCGGCAUUCACAUACACGUCGCCACGCAGCAUUCCAGUGACAUCCGGCAGCAGACAGGUGUGAUUCUAAAGCAGUUGGCUGCUGAAGCCAGCACCUCAAGUAACCCAGCUUCUGCAGACGAGGCAGAUAGGCUAAGCGGUUCCACCUGUAACAGCCAGGAGCUCUCUGAUAGGCUCCCAGACACAAGCCACAUUAGUUUUGAUGAACUGACAAGUGGAGUGGGAGAAGUGCUGUUAUAUUACUGUUACCGGGAGGUGAAAGACCCAGUGAGGCUCUGUGCUUGGCAGAGGUCUCUGUGCCAGCACCUUCAUCUCACUGGCAAGGUGCGCAUUGCUACAGAAGGCAUUAAUGGGACAGUUGGUGGAAGCAAAGUAGCUACCAGUCUUUAUAUAGAGGCAAUGCUUUCCCACCCUCUGUUCAAAACGAUUUUGUGCAGAGAGGAUUUCAAGAGCAGUGCUGGAGGAGCUCACUGUUUCCCAGACCUUCGAGUUGGCGUAUUUGAAGAGAUUGUACCCAUGGGCAUCAAUCCAAACAAAGUCUCCUACAAAGAAACCGGAAUCCAUUUAUCCCCUGAGGAAUUUCAUAAAGAAGUAGAAAAAUAUUUAUCUCAGGCUCCUCAAGCACAAAGCGACACCAUUUUACUGGACUGCAGGAACUUUUAUGAAAGUAAAAUAGGUCAUUUCCAGGGCUGCCUGGCUCCAGACAUCAGGAAGUUCAGCUACUUCCCCAGCUAUGUAGACGACAAUCUUGAGCUUUUUAAAAACAAGCGUGUAUUGAUGUACUGUACAGGAGGGAUCCGCUGUGAGCGCGGCUCCGCCUACCUCAGGACCAAGGCUGCAUGCAGGGAGGUUUACCAGCUCAAGGGUGGCAUCCACAAGUACCUGGAAGAGUUUCCGGAUGGGUUCUACCGGGGGAAGCUGUUUGUGUUUGACCAACGUUACACCAUCUCUGCCAAUGAAGAUGUCAUUGCAGAAUGCAGGUACUGCAGGACGCUCUGGGAUCAGUACAAACUGUGCUCCAGCCUGCACUGCCGGCAGCUCGUCCUGACCUGCCCAAGCUGUCGAGCGAAGGGACUCACGGCUUGCUGCCCCGUUUGUCAGGAGAAAGGGCUCAAGCUGGCUUCAAACCCUUCUGGACGGAUGGUCAAGGAGGAAUGUGACUGCACGGACAGACGGCAGCGGGUCCCAGUCAAACACAUGACACAAGGAAAGGAGGAAUCAACUGGUUGAUGAAGGUUCUAACUGAAGAUAUCAGGUCACGUAAGUAACCUUCAUCUGUCUUGUCUGUUUAGACUGUAAAUUUGUCAAGGCAGGGACUAGUUCUUACAGUGUAUGUAUUGGGAUGGGACCCCCCAUCACUAAAAGCUACUACAGCCCCUCUGCAUCUAGGGGCAGUAACAACUCACAUCCUCUGAGAAUUGGCACAGACGACACCCUACAACACACACACACACCAGUGGGUUAAAUACGUACAGUGCCUGGCGCAAAGGGACCCUGAUCUCAGUUGGAUCUUGGCUGUAACAUAAGGAGAGGUUACUUACUUGUAUAGUAACUGGAGUUCUUUGAGACGUUCUCUCUCUAUGGGUGCUUCACUUUAGGUGUGCAUGCACGUGUGUGCUUUUGAUAGGAGAUUUGUGGUAGCAGUGUGUGGAGUCCGUACCUACGCUCUAUAUAUCCUAGUGCCCCAAUCUGAGGGCAUAUGGGAAGGACAGUCCCUCUGCUGCUCCAGUUCCUUCUCACCCACGAAACCUGGCCAGAAGCAAGGACUCCAAAGUAGAGGGGAAGGAGGGCAGAUAGCGGAGCACUCAUACAGAGAGAGCAUCUCAAAGAACUCCAGUAACUGCAUGUGACAAUCAGGGUCCUGACACCCCAAGGGGAGAACAGGGUCUGAACCCCAAAGAAUAAGGUGUUGAAUCAACUGGUUUUAUGCAACUGUAAAAGUGUAUCAAGUAAAGUCUUUUAUGAAACGGUCUGAACAUGAUGAUCAUUAUGAGACUUGUACACAGCCUGGGGUUCUGUAUGUAUUUCUGUCUAUAGAAUAGUAUGCUCAUGGCCGGCACUGCGAUGCCAAGUACGCCUCGCAGCAGGGAGCGGAUCCUCCCUAGCUAGCUGUUCACAUGAAGCUUAGGCCUUGUCUACACUACAAAGUUUUGUCAACAAUAGUUACGCCGCUUUAAUUAAACCACUAUUGCAUGUCCACACUAUGCUCUUUGUGUUGGCAGAGUGCAUCCACACUAGCAGCUCUUGCAUCGACACAGAGAGCAGUGCAUUGUGGUAGCUAUCCACUGUGUAACUGGCUGCAAGGUGCUUUGGGAAGCGUUUGCAAUGCCUCAUGGGGCAGGUACAGCAUCACAUA
This is a messenger RNA of Trachemys scripta elegans, 2986 nucleotides long. It is a transcript of the gene TSTD2, whose product is annotated as thiosulfate sulfurtransferase like domain containing 2. The coding region runs from base 325 to 1860 and encodes 511 amino acids. The record is from RefSeq and is a predicted model, not a curated record. The transcript is spliced from 11 exons. Lineage: Eukaryota; Metazoa; Chordata; Testudines; Emydidae.